Molecule: messenger RNA, 3254 nt
Organism: Cynara cardunculus var. scolymus (artichoke)
Lineage: Eukaryota; Viridiplantae; Streptophyta; Magnoliopsida; Asterales; Asteraceae
Product: filament-like plant protein 7
Exons: 6
Coding region: 148-3054 (968 amino acids)
Source: RefSeq, a predicted model, not a curated record
GAGAGCAGGCAGCUAGCUGUGGCCUUUUCUCCUCCAUUUUCGCCAUCUGUUUUCACUUUUCUGCAAGUUUUCCCCUCUUCAGACGAUGCUUCAUCAAUUUCGAUUUAAGUUAUUCAUGAACUUUUAACCAAAGGGCUUUCUAAAGUGAUGGAACACAAGUCAUGGCUUUGGAAGAAAAAAUCUACUGAGAAAACAAUGAUUGCAGCUGACAAAGUAAACAGAGAGAAUGAAGACGAGGCAAAUUUGGCUGAUAAAGUGGAACUGCAGAGAAAUUUGAAAAUUUCUGAUGAAAAGCUUUCAGCUGCACUUGCAGAGAUCAAUGCUAAAGAUGAUAUCGCAAAGAAGCAGACAAACAUUGCGCGAGAAGCCAUUCAAGGAUGGGAGAAGGCAGAAACAGAAGUUUUAGCACUAAAGCAAGAACUAGAGAAAGCUACUCAGCAGAGAGUAGCUGAUGAGGAAAGAUUACAUGGUGCUGAUGCAGCAUUGAAGGAGUGUAUGCUGCAGUUGCGUUUUGUUCGUGAAGAGCAGGAAAAAAGGAUUCAUGAUGCUGUGAUGAAGACAUCAAGUGAACAUGAAAAAAGAAGAUUGAUUUUGGAGGAAAAGCUAGCUGAAUCCAAUAAGAGACUUUCCAAACUAGGUUUGGAGAACACUCAACUGAAUAAGACUGUUUCAGCAAAGGAAAAGAUGAUUGAUGAAUUACACUCAGUCAGAGCUCAGGUGGAUUAUGAUCUGAGUGCUGUUGUGGGUAAACUAGAAUCAACACAAAGAGAGAAUGCUUCUUUAAGUUAUGAGGUCCGAGUGCUAGAGAAGGAGCUUGAGAUUAGAAACGAAGAGAGGGAGUUUAAUAGACGAACAGCUGAAGUGGCACACAAGCAAUACCUGGGGAGUGUCAAGAAAAUUGCAAAGUUGGAGACAGAGGGCCAAAGACUACGCCUGCUUGUUCAAAAACGGCUGCCUGGCCCUGCUGCCUUGGCAAAGAUGAAGAAUGCGGUUGAAGUAUUAGGCACAGAGCCAGCUGAAAUUACAAGAAGAAGGUCAAACCCUUUCCCAAUAGCAUCAAAUGUAGUUGACAAUGCUUCUGAUGCUCCUAGUAAAAAGAUCACCUUCUUAACCGAGCAGUUGUGUGUAUUUGAAGAAGAGAACAGGCUCCUAAAGGAAUUCCUCAACCAAAAAACAAGUGAAUUGUCAAUAAGUCAAACAGCUAUGGGACCACCAAGAAACAUUACCACAUCUCAUGAAUUCUCAAUGGCUACUUCAUCUUCUGACAUGGGUAGUGAUGAAAAGGUCAGCAUGGCUGAAUCUUGGGCACCAUCAUGCAAUACUGUUGGAACUUCGGAUAUAGGCUUGAUGGACGACUUUGUUGAGAUGGAAAAGUUGGCGCUAGUUUCUGUUGACAAGCCAUUUGCAAGUUCUAGUCUUGUUCAGGAAAAUCAUUUGCAUUGGCUUGAUAAUAUAUUGAAAGUGGUCGCGGAGCAUGCCAGAAUAAUGCGAAGGAGUUCUAAUGACAUGCUAGAGGAUAUCAAAGCUGCUUUGGCAGGCAAAAGUAACUACAAUCUUAACAUGUGUGUCGACAAGAAGGAUGCAAACGGCUACAUUUCCGAGGAAAUUAAAACCCCAGAAAAAACCUUAGGCAAGGAUCCGGCUGAUGAAGUGGUUAAUCAUGAAAUCCCACCGACAGAUCUGAGCAAUGAACUACUCCAUUCUGGUGUGAACAAAUCGAUACAGAGACUUAUUGAACUUAUUGAAGGUAUCAGAUUGUCUGAGAAAGAUGACAAUUCAUCCCCUUACAAGACGUCAGAAACACCUACAGGGUACACUGUUCAUAUCUUUCAGUGGAAAACAUCUGAGCUUCGGGCUAUUUUGGAUGCAUUUCUUCAAAGCUGUAAUAAGUUUCUAAAUGGGAAGGUCGGUAUGGAGGACUUUGCCAAAGAGUUGACUUCUGCUCUGGAAUGGAUAGUGAACCACUGUUUUUCCCUUCAAGAUGUCUCAAGCAUGAAAGAUGAAAUCAAGAAGCACUUCGAGUGGGAUGAAACACGCAGUGAGAGCGAGGUGGAAGGUGGAAUCAUCAAUCAUUUGUCAGAAGCUGAUAAGUUGAACUUUCCAAAAGAUCAAUUACCAGGUUGGCCUAUGGCUUCUUCUUGGAACAUAAGAAAUAAAAUUUUCCACUUUGAAGAGCUUCGACCAAAUGUGAGGGAAGAAGUUAGAAAAUUGAAAGAUGACCUGGCACAUAUGGAAUCUAUAAAUAAGGAUUUGGAAGGUAAGCUCCAAUCGGAAAGUUCCAAGUGUGCAUCCUUGAUUAUUCAACUUCAGGAAUCAGAGAAAGYUAUUGGAAGUCAGCAAACAGGGGUCGAAGCUCUAAAUGAACAGAAGGGAACUCUCAAAGACCAAAUAGAAGUAGAUAUAACGGUGAAAGAGCUUGACAAACAUCCAAUUAAGGUUAUUGCUGAAUGCAAUGAGGCUCAUCAAGAAUCUACAUCUAUCAAGGAGCAAGAAAAUAGUACCAACUCUGAUGAACCACUGGAUGCCACACACCUCCAUCCGGAAAGCAUUACCGAAGAUGAAGUGAAAAUCUGUGAUUUGGACCAGGAUGAAGGAACCGUUCGAAGCGCGCAGGAAAUAACAGCAGCUUCAGAAAAGUUGGCUGAAUGCCAAGAAACCAUCUUAAACCUUGGGAAACAGUUGAAGGCAUUGGCUUCAUUACCCACGGACACGUCUUUAUAUGAUAGUUGUGAAAUUACCACAUCCCCCUUGCGCAAUGAGAACAGCAACCAACGGACCUCUCUACUUGACAAAAUGAUCACCGAGGACGCAACAGGAGCUCCACGGACUCAAAAAACGAAAGAGAUGACCCGUAACUUGACGUCACCUGCCGUGUUGGAAGGGCAUUUGAAUCCUAUCAUGUCUCCACGGAUGUUUGUAAGUGUAAAUGGAGUGAAAGAUGAAAAAGAUGAAGAAGAUUUGGUGAACUUUUUGUCAGUUGUGACAAAGAAGAAGAAGAAAAGCAGUGGUGGUGGAAUUCUGAGAAGAUUAUUUUGGAGCAGGAGAAAAAGGUAAUAACAAGUGGAGGGGUUUGGUUGUUUUGUUUUAUGUUGAAAUAAUGUUACGAGUGUGUUCGUUCGUUCGUUGUGGUAAUGUAAAUACGACAGACUCUAGCGAAAAGACAGGGUUUGCUUUUGAAUCGUGUGUAUGUGAAGGUUACAGUAAUCUUUUGUUAGCGAGAUGGAUAUCUUCACAAAAGAGAUAUGUCAUUUUUA